AUGAACACCAAAAGCAGUAGUGCGUCUGUUCGUAAACAGAGUAAAUUCGUCAGGUUCAUAAAAGGGCCCAUCCGAAUGCUGGCCCGAGUCCGAGAAUUUUACCUCCACAGCUUCACUGGGUGCGCCAGCCAAGUAGCCUACGCCGGCGCCACCCUCCACUCGGCGAACCUGCCCAGAAGUUUCAGCACCAAUUCCACCCACGAUUCUAAUUACAGAUGCGGCGACCAGGAUAUGAAGGAGCUCAUCCGGAUUGCAUCUGCCGGCAGCCGCAACGGGACGUUGCCUGCCGGCGGCCGAGGAGCGGCGGCGAUGAAGCGCAGCCGCACGGUGGCGAUUGGUAGGAUUGAUGAGGAGACGCCGUGCGAUUUCGGGGGAAAACACGUUGCCGGGCUGCCGGCCGGUGUUCUCAGGAGUGGAAGUUGUGUCGCUGGCGGAGGAACAAAAAUGGUCUGA
This is a messenger RNA of Striga asiatica, 453 nucleotides long. Lineage: Eukaryota; Viridiplantae; Streptophyta; Magnoliopsida; Lamiales; Orobanchaceae. The record is from the annotation of a GenBank genome assembly.